AUGGGGGCUGUAGUCCGCUCCCUGGCGGGGGCAGGAGGGGCGGCCGAGGGGCUGGUGCGUCCUCGGGGUGACCUUCUGCCUGAUCCCCACAGCUACCACCUGGUUGGGAUCAGCUUCUUUAUCCUCGGGCUGGGCACGCUCCUUCCCUGGAACUUCUUCAUCACGGCCAUCCCGUACUUCCAGGGGCGGCUGGCGGGGGCCAACGGCACCACCGGGACCUUGAGCACCAACCACAAUGGCCCUGCAGACGCCUUCAACUUCAACAACUGGGUGACACUGCUGUCCCAGCUGCCCCUGCUGCUCUUCACACUUCUCAACUCCUUCCUGUACCAGUGCAUCCCAGAGAAGGUGCGGAUCCUGGGCAGCCUGCUGGUCAUCCUGCUCCUCUUCGUCCUGACGGCGGCAUUGGUCAAGGUGGACGUGAGCCCUGGCCCCUUCUUCUCCAUCACCAUGGCCUCUGUCUGGUUCAUCAACUCCUUCUGUGCAGUUCUGCAGGGCAGCCUCUUUGGGCAGCUGGGCACCAUGCCUUCCACCUACAGCACCCUCUUCCUCAGUGGCCAGGGCCUGGCUGGGAUCUUCGCUGCCCUUGCCAUGGUCAUGUCUAUGGCCAGUGGUGUGGAUGCCCAGGCCUCCGCGCUGGGCUACUUCAUCACGCCCUGCGUGGGCAUCCUCGCAUCCAUCGUGUGUUACCUGAGCCUGCCCCACCUGGAGUUUGCCCGCUACCACCUGGCCAAGAAAUCAUCACUGGCACAAGGUCCGGAGCUGGAGACCAAAGCUGAGCUCCUCCCACCUGAUGAGAAGAAUGGGACUCCCAGCAGCCCUCAGAAGGCAGCCCUGAUUCUGGACCUUGACCCCGUGAAGGAGCCGAAGCUACAUCCUGAGGAGCUCCAGAAGCCAGGAAAGCCUUUGGUUGUCAUCGUCUUCCGAAAGAUCUGGCUGACGGCGCUGUGCCUUGUGUUGGUCUUCACAGUCACCCUGUCCGUCUUCCCCGCCAUCACAGCCAUGGUGACCAGCUCCACCAGUCCUGGGAAGUGGAGUCAGUUCUUCAACCCCAUCUGCUGCUUCCUUCUCUUCAACGUCAUGGACUGGCUGGGACGGAGCCUGACCUCCUACUUCCUGUGGCCCGACCAGGACAGCCGGCUGCUGCCCCUGCUGGUCUGCCUGCGGGUCCUGUUCAUUCCGCUCUUCAUGCUGUGCCACGUGCCCGAGAGGUCUCGGCUGCCGGUCCUCUUCCCGCAGGACGCCUACUUCAUUACCUUCAUGCUGCUCUUCGCUGUUUCCAACGGUUACCUGGUGUCCCUCACCAUGUGCCUGGCGCCCAGGCAGGUGCUGCCCCACGAGAGGGAGGUGGCCGGCGCCCUCAUGACGUUCUUCCUGGCCCUGGGGCUGUCCUGCGGGGCCUCCCUCUCCUUCCUCCUGAAGGCGCUGCUCUGAAGGCUCUAUCCAGGGCUCUCCCAACAGCUCUCUUCUCACUGCCCUGCCGGAGCCAGAGCCGGAGCCGGGGCCGAGGCCCAGCGCAGAGGAAAGGCGAGCCGAGCUCUAGCCUCUGCUGGGCCCAGC
This is a messenger RNA of Pteronotus mesoamericanus, 1560 nucleotides long. It is a transcript of the gene SLC29A2, whose product is annotated as solute carrier family 29 member 2. Gene Ontology annotation, cellular component: plasma membrane; basolateral plasma membrane. NCBI's taxonomy places the organism in Eukaryota, Metazoa, Chordata, Mammalia, Chiroptera, Mormoopidae. The record is from RefSeq and is a predicted model, not a curated record. Gene Ontology annotation, molecular function: nucleoside transmembrane transporter activity. Gene Ontology annotation, biological process: thymine transport; nucleoside transmembrane transport; adenine transport.